Molecule: messenger RNA, 8975 nt
Organism: Rhincodon typus (whale shark)
Lineage: Eukaryota; Metazoa; Chordata; Chondrichthyes; Orectolobiformes; Rhincodontidae
Product: F-box/LRR-repeat protein 14
Exons: 2
Coding region: 643-1860 (405 amino acids)
Biological process (GO): SCF-dependent proteasomal ubiquitin-dependent protein catabolic process
Cellular component (GO): SCF ubiquitin ligase complex
Molecular function (GO): protein binding
Source: RefSeq, a predicted model, not a curated record
UCCGAGUGCAGAAGGCAACGCUGCUUCAACUCUCACAUCAUUUAUGCUUCCCUGUCAAACGAAAGCGAACGCGUCACCACAGCAGGUCAGGCCGUUCCUGAGCCGAACAGGAGGUUUGCGUUCUGGCAGCGCGAUUCCCCUGCUGCUUUUAAUUUCCGGGGACACCCCCGCGAUGGAAAAUGCUGCGCGCCUGCCAAGUGGGUUUGAAAAGAUCAGACAAAGGCCGCAGGAAGCCCUCGGGCUGCAGGCGUGAGACUGAGAGCGAGGAGCUCCGAUGGAGGAGGACGACGAGGGGGUGGGUGCAUUCGUUCAAAAGGAACAACUCCGCGGCCUCUACUUUUUAAUCCCCCCUCCUUCCUCCUCGUCCCGCGAUUUAAAGUAAUACAAGCCUGGGUGGGGAAUGCAUCGGCAGUCGUGCCUUUGGGCUGAGAGCCCAGAGUUUUAAAGCUGCUUUUCUGAUGCGCCGAAGGGUUUGGCAGUUUGAAUCCGACUGCGCAACGAGCAGCAGCAGCAGGAUCACGUGACGCAGUCCCGGGGAUCGCGAAUUGAUCGAUUGGCCCAAAAAAAAUAGGGAGAGACUGAGACACAGAGAGGGAGAGAGAGAAAGGGAGAGAGGCCAGUGGGAAAUCGGGUCAAAAAAAUAUGGAGACGCACAUCUCCUGUCUCUUCCCGGAGAUUUUAGCCAUGAUCUUCAGUUAUCUGGAUGUGCGGGACAAAGGGCGAGCGGCACAAGUGUGCGCGGCCUGGAGGGACGCUGCUUACCACAAAUCCGUCUGGAGGGGGGUCGAAGCCAAGUUGCAUCUGAGGAGAGCCAACCCUUCCCUGUUCCCCAGCCUGCAGGCCAGGGGCAUCAGGCGGGUGCAGAUCCUCAGCCUGCGCCGCAGCCUCAGCUAUGUGAUCCAGGGCAUGCCCAACAUCGAGAGCCUCAACCUCAGCGGCUGCUACAACUUGACAGACAUCGGCCUGGGACACGCGUUCGUGCAGGAGAUCCCGUCCCUCAACGUGCUGAACCUGAGCCUCUGCAAACAGAUCACCGACAGCAGCCUGGGCAGAAUCGCGCAGUACCUCAAGAACCUGGAGGUGCUGGAGCUGGGGGGCUGCAGCAACAUCACCAACACGGGCCUUCUGCUCAUUGCCUGGGGCUUGCACAGACUCAAGAGCCUAAAUUUGAGGAGCUGCCGGCAUGUCUCGGAUGUCGGCAUCGGCCAUUUGGCAGGCAUGACCAGGAGCGCUGCGGAAGGCUGCUUAAACCUGGAGUAUCUGACUUUACAGGACUGCCAGAAACUCUCGGAUCUUUCCUUAAAACACAUCUCCAAAGGCCUGACCAAGCUCAAGGUUCUCAACCUGAGUUUCUGCGGUGGGAUUUCAGACGCGGGUAUGUUGCACCUAUCACACAUGACCAGUUUGUGGAGUCUCAACCUGAGGUCCUGCGACAACAUCAGCGAUACUGGCAUCAUGCAUUUGGCCAUGGGUAGCUUGAGACUGACUGGUUUGGACGUUUCCUUUUGUGACAAGAUAGGUGACCAGAGCUUGGCUUACAUUGCUCAAGGCUUGUUUCAGCUCAAGUCGCUUUCCCUCUGCUCUUGCCACAUAAGUGAUGACGGCAUCAACAAAAUGGCCCGGCAGAUGCACGAAUUGAGGACCCUAAAUAUCGGCCAGUGUGUAAGGAUUACAGACAAAGGACUGGAGCUCAUAGCUGACCACUUGACCCAGCUCACUGGCAUUGAUCUUUACGGCUGCACAAAAAUCACCAAAAGGGGAUUGGAAAGAAUAACGCAACUUCCCUGCCUGAAAGUUCUUAACUUGGGACUCUGGCAGAUGACUGAAAGUGAAAAAAGUUUACAGAUGAAGAAAAUCUAGAAAAUGCUGAAUUGGAAUUUUCAAAGUUUGGUUGGUUGGACAGCUGGUUUGUGAUGCAGAGCGAUGCCAACUGUAUCGGUUCAAUUCCCGCACCCCUGAGGUUACCAUGAAGGACUCUCCUUCUCAAUCUCUCCCCUUGCUUGAGGUAUGGUGACUUUCAAAUUAAACCACUAGCUGUUGUCUCUCUCUAAUGAGAGAGCAGCCUAUGAUCUAGUAGGACAAUGGUGACUUUACCUUUUCAUUUGGUAAUGAAACUAAACUGUAUUAAUUAAAGAACAUGUAGCAGUUUGAGUAGGAAAUUGAUUAAAGGACAGAGGGAGAGCACUAUUCAAUUAAUGUCUUUUGGGCUGGAAAAUGUACAAAAUGUUACCUCCCAGAAUUUAGCAUGAAGACCAGUGCAUUUCUCAAUUUUUGUCAUUAGGUAUAAGGGCAAAGAUAUCAAACUUGGUAGAUAGCGUAAAGUAACUGUGAAAAGGAUUGAGUGAAACUUAAGAAAGACAGAUGGGAUAGCAGAUUGGCAGCUAGAUGUCAGAUGAAAAUUAAUGUGGAGAAAUGUAAAAUAUUGUGUUGCUGAGUGGUAGAAAAUGGAGAGAAUAAAUGGUAAAACUUUUGAAGAAACACAACUGUAGAGAGUUAGGGGGCUAGAUAGUUUUUUUUAAUAAAUGGGAGGAUUAUGGAAUGCUAAAUUUUAUAAAUGAGAGCACAAAAGAACAAUGUAAUAGUAAACAGUACAAAUGAUUGGUUAGGACUUUCCAUUUUAUUGUUCCUGGCAUAUACCAUGAAAAUAUUUCAAGAAAUUCUGAAAUUAUAGCUUGUUACAUUUUAACAAUUUUGAUUGAAAAAAUCAUGGGCUGAGGGAUGGGAUUUCUUGUUGUUCACUCCUAGUGUGCGUCAGGAGUAAGUAAUGAAGUAGAAACUCUCAAACGUAUUCUCCAGUUUUAGAAAGAAUUUCACAGAGAGGGUAUACAGGAAAGAUAUAGUAAGACAAUCCUAGGAUGAUGGUCAAGACAUUUGAUGAAGAGUCAGGUAGUGGAGAGGCAGAGCCGAGUAUUAUCAGCUGACAUGUGGAAGCUAACACUAUGUUUGUGGAUGAUGUUGCCAAGGGUGAGCAGAUAGCAUCUAUGAAUGGUGGAGGAGCUAUUUCUAGACAGCCUGUGUUUAAGAUGGAGGAACAAUUAAGAAUAGUCUCAUUGAGUUGGACUGAGGAGAGGAAUUGGAAGAGAAUGGUAUAAUCAACUGUGUUAAAAAGUUCAGAGACCAUGGAAAAGAAAUGGUACAGCAUAGUACACAUUGCUGCCACUAUACAUCUGUGGGCACAGGGAAUGACUUAAAGGUGUUAGAUGGUGCCAAUCAAGUCAGUUGUUUUGUCCUGGAUGGUGUCAUGCUUCCUGAGUGUUGUUGGAGCCUCAUCCAUCCAGGCAAGUUGAGAUUUUUCCAUCUUCCUCCUGACCUGUAGCCUGUAAAGUUGUGCACUGGGGAGACAGGAGGUUACUUACCACAGAAUUUCUAAUCUCUGACUUCUUGCAGUUGCAAUAUUUAUAUGGCUGGUUCAGUUUCUAGUCAAUAAUAAUUCCCAGUAUGUUGAGAGUAGGGAUUCGAUUAUAGUUAUGCUAUUGAUAGAAAGGGGGAGAUGAUUAGUUAGAGAUGGUCAUUGCUUGGCACUGUAUGGAAUGAAUGUUAUUUGAAUAUUGCCUAUAACGUACCUAAUGUUCUCAGAAUCCUCAGUCAAGCAGCUUGCAUUUAGUACACAAUGUCUCCUCGAAGCUGCACAGCCAUGCAGCCAUUCAAACGGUCAUGUUCAGGCCUUUACGUUACUGCACCUGAACAGCCACCCCACUGAGACAAAUCACCAAUACAGUCCAAAAAUACUUCAGGAAAUACGAACUGGGAGCCAGUGCACAAAUUGUACUCAAGACUAAUUCAAGAAUCAGAUUUGAUGGAUGCAAAGAAUUAUCUGCAUAAAAUAGCUGGAAGUCCAAGUACAAUUCUAAGACACACAGUGGUAAAUUUAGAGUGGGCACUGAAAUGAAAGCCCAGUGUUAAAAAAAAGUCUUUCCUUCCUAACAGUCUGCAAUUUUUUCGUUACGUUUACUCAGUUCAACAAAUUACUGCCAUAACCCCUCCUUCCUUUGCCAACCACUACCCUAUCUAACCCCCAGCCCUGUCUGCCCCCAGGGGAUGUGCAGGAAGUACCUUGUGUCCUGUAAUAUCAGUACAUGCAACGAGUGCAAUUUGUAACAUUGGUUAUUGCAAGACAUAACAGGGGUAAUGGGUCCUAGCAACACCUUAGUUGUUGUACUUCUCAACUAGCCAUGCUCCUGACCAAGCUGUUCUCGUACAGUACAAGACUGGCAAUUACCCAACAACAUGGAAAACUGCCCAUGUAUUUUGUGUCCACAAAAGCACCAUAAAUCUAAUCCAACCGAAUACAAUUGCAUUAGAUUACUCUCAACCAUCAGCAAAGUGAUGCAAGAUUGACAUUGUUUUCAAGCAACACAUCUUCAGCUAAAUCUGCUCACAGGUGUUCAGGUUAGGUUCAUACUCAUCUCCAAACCUCAUUACCACCUUGAUCAAGACAUGGACAGAAUAUCUGAACACAGGAGAUACAAUGUGAGUGACUGCAUUGAUGAGUGAUACAUCAAGGCGCCUGGAGAGCUAGAGUUAAUGGGAAUCAAGGGAAAAUCACUUCAUUGGUUGGAGUCAUACUCUACAUAAAGGAAGAUGGUUGUGGUUGUUGGCCAUCAAUUAUCUCAGCCCCAGGACAUUUGUGCAGAAGUUCCUCAGGGUAAUGUCCUUGAUCCAACCAUCUUUAGCUGCUUCAAUGACCUUCCCUCAUUCCUCAGAUCAGAAGUGGUAUUGUUUGCUGAUGGUUUCAGUGAGACUCGUCCGAAAAUGAAGCAGUCCAUGCCCAGAUGAAGCAAAAUUUAUGCAUGAACUGAAAAGUGCAACGACUAUCUCCAAAGAGAGAGAAUCUAACCAUCGCCUCCUUGAUGUUCAACAGCUUUGCCAUCGCUUAAUCAAUACAUUUAACAUUGACCAGAAACUUAACUAGACUAGCCAUAUAAAUUCAAAUCAAAGGCUAGGAACUAUGUCAUUAGUAACUCACUGACUCCACAAAACCUUUCCAUCAUCUACAAGGCACAAAUCAGGAAUGUCCUGGAAUAUUCUAUGGAUGAAUGCAGCUUCAACAACACACAAGAAGUUCAAAGCUAUCCAGGACAAAUCAGCCCACUUGACUGGGACCUCAUUCAGUUCAUUAAGCUUUCACUCCCCCCACCAACCUUACACAAAAGCAGUGUGCCAGAUUAGCUCCCUUACAGGCACAUUGAAAACCUAUUAACUUCACCACCUAGAAGGUCAAGGGCAGAAAAUACAUGGGAGCGCCUGUGCCCACAAAUUCCCCUCCGAAUCACACAAUAUGCUGAGUUGGAAAUAUGUUGCUGUGACUGGGUCACAAAACCUGGGACUUCCUUUCUAACAGCAAUGUGAGUAUACCUAUAGCGGAUGGUCCCUAGUAGCUCAAGAAUAGAGUUCAGAACCACCUUCUCAAGGAAAAUUACAGCGGGCAACAAACACUGACCCAGCCAGUGAAACUCACUAUGCAAUGAACAACUGAAGAUCUCAGUGAUGAGAGGCUUUAGUUAAAGUAAUCACAGGGAGAACAGAGAAUCUUGUGAUGACAGUCAGGAAGCUUAAUGGUAGAUAAUAUAGAUUUGUUCAGAAUUUGAGGGCUUACAUGUAGUAAAAAGAAGACAACAAAAAGUUGGGAAUGAAGGACAGGGAAUAGGAGUAAGCAGUUAGCUCCUUAACAGCUUUCAGUUUCGACGAUUCAAAGCAUUUAGAGCUAAUGAAAUAUGUUCUCUUGUGUGCAGCCAUCUUGAUUCUACACUGCAGCUGGUAAUCAUAAAACAAUUUGGGAUCAAAGGGAACAGUUAGUAUUUAUCUUAUGAUUCAUGUCAAUGCAAGGUUUCAAUUCCACAGCAAUACAUCUCCAACCUGAGAAUAAAACUAAAUCUUUUCAUCAAAAACAAAUGAUUAAGUUUGAACAGCCCUCUAGUUCAAUGGAAACAGUUCAAACAGCUACAAAGUUGUUGCUAAAUAAAAUCACUUACCUGGUUUCACAUGACUUUGUAUUGUCUGUUUCUAGGAUACAGAGCGUACUCCUCUCGGUAUUGGGAGCUGUUUCUAUCCGGGAUUGCUAUUUGACUAGCCUUCAUUCAGGUUCAUGCAUGGCACAAGGUGGAAUUCGAAUAUAAUUUUAAAAAAUUAACAAUCUAAUGAUAACCAUGAAACUGUUGUUGGUUGUUGGAAAACUCCAUCUGGUUCACUAAUGUCCUUUAGGGAAGGAAACUGUCAUCCUUACCCGGUCUGACCUACAUGUGAAUUCAGACUCACAGCAAUGUGGUUGCCUCCUAAUGGCUAUCUGGGCACGUAAGGAUGGGUAAUAAAUGCUGGCGUAGCCAGGAGCAUGUCCCAUUAAUGAAUAAGUUGUUCUGCUGAUGAUCGGCUUUGAUUUUCUUGCCAUGCUGUUUUGUGGCUUCUUGACUGAAGGCAUCACUUGGAUUACAGGGUAUGUAGCCUGAUUCCCAGGUCUCUCUACAACAGUGGCUCUUUUGGUUUUUGCAGGUAUGUCAAAUCUUUGCUUUCAGGUCCAAGCACAACAUUCAUUUGCUGUUGCAUUUUCACUAGCGUGCAGACCUUUUGUUCUGACAAUUUCACAUUUUCUAAGUUUUUCACAUCCUUUGGCUUGUUUUCAGUUAAAACUUCUCUUUUGUGUUCUUUAUCAUCUUCAAUGGCAGUAGUUGGCUGAUAGCAUGCCUUGGUUUGUCUGCCAUAGCAUCUUUUAAUCGGUGAGCUUGUCAACUGGUGUAACGUACCAGUUGAGAAGGAUUAUGCAGUUUUCAGGAUUGUCUUCAUUAUUUUAAGUGUUCACUGCCCUGUCUUUAUCUGUUAAAGCUUUAGCAAACUGGUGACAUGACUGAACUCAUAUUGCCCUGGCAACUUUUUGAGCAGUGUUCAUCACCUGAUCUAACUGCAGUUGGAAUGCCAGAUGUGAAGACAAGCUUUCAUCUAGGCCAGAUCAUCUGACUUUUAAAAAUUAGGUGACUAAAAAGAUGGAGCUAAUUCCUUACAUACGCUUCAAACAGCUCAUGGAUCUUUUCUGGUAUUUAGUGACUUAUAGAAGGCUGUCUUUUGCUGCUGGGCUUCAACCUGUUUGCAUGUAUCAAAUCUAAAUGUGUAUCUUGCAAUGUUCUUGUCCAUCAGUUAGUCAUCUUGCUGGUUUUCUAAAGGCAACCUUGGGGUCCUUUGCAACUUGAGUGAUUGCUGCACCUUUCUUCUUUCACAUUCUCACAUGUAACAAACUGAGAUCCCUUAAAUAUGAGUCUGUGCUGUUUCUUGUGUUUAUUUCUAAUAUAGAAAUAUGGCAUUUAUAUACUUCGGAAAGCUGGGGAAUCAUGUUUACCCCACAACUCAAACUGCAGGACCCAUUACAGCAUGUUGAUCUUUUUUCACUUUUGCUUCAGAUCUUCUGUGAAUUAACUGAGAUUUCUUACAUUUGGGCUUUUAGGUGUACAUGCAGUCUGCUUAACUGCUCAGCAAGGAAUAAUCUUGGUCUCUUUUGUAGGAACUGACAACUCAAGCCCCAAUAGAUACACCGCUUUCUAGCACUGAUGAAGCAUCAGUAGAGGGCUGAGAUGGUAGAAACUAAUAAAUGUUAGAAAGUUAGGCAUAAGCACCAUAUUCAGCAUAUCUGCACAGGACAGUAGAAAUUGCUGGUACAGCUCAGUGAUUUCUGAAGUUCUCACUGAUUCUGGUUAACCUCUAUACAAGAACACUGCUCGGUCCCUCUUCUCAUGUGACUGGUUGGGACCCCAUUGGGGGUCUUGUGGAGGCCAGCAAAUGUCAUCUAAUUCAACGUAUCAGCCUACACGGUGUUCCAAUGUAGCCUAGGAAGUUGAAACUCCAGCAUUGGAAUUUUACAUGCCUGCCUUCACCUUGUGGAUGGUAUUUUUCAGAUUUACAGUGAGAGACUGGUGAAAGCCCCAGUAAAUUUCGGGACAUGGUUUCAUAUGUUUGCGGAUAUAACACCUGCCUUUUGACUCAGAUGUUAACACUAAUUAACUCUUCUGAAACAGUUUCAUGUUGAACGUGGUCAAUCUUUAACAUAUCCUUUUUCCACUUGUUUACAUUUAUUUCUGUUAAGUUAUUCUAUUUCCUCAAUAAACAUGGAUGUGUCAUUUCAAUAAUGUGCUCGAGCCUAGAACAGAGUACGUAGUAUCUGACUCAUAGGUCAGGUGCUAUUAACUGUGUGAGAAAGCCUAGUUGUAUUUUCCAGGUAACAUAUGGAGAACUGCUACUAUUGCUUCACAGGUUUUAAAAAGAGUUGCAUUCAAUGAUUGAAGUAGGUUCCAUGACCUGUCACCCUAAAUAAUAAAAUCUUUUAAAAAAAUUUUGUCUUUUACUGUCUCACACUGGAGGUCAUUCAAGUAUUUUUAGUGCCUCUGUCCGCAUGCAGUAAAUUGUCAUGCUUCUGACAUUGUUUGGCUGUUUACUGACGUGUGAUGAUCCUAGUUAUCCCAUAUUGUUCCAUAGGUGUUGCAAUAAUAUGCUGAGAUAACUUGCCAAAUCUAAUUGGCAGGGUGCACUCAGUCCAUAAGCAUGACCUAGCCUUCUGAUUGCUUGCCAUUUCAGUACACACAGUCUAGCUCACAUUUAUGUCCUAUAUGCUUUAGCGUUCCUAUGAAGCCCAACACAAGCUGGAGGAAUGGCAUCUUAUUUUCUAAUUAGACAUCGUACAGCCUUCUGGACUCAACAUUGAGUUCAACAACUUCGGAUCAUGAACUCUGUCCUCCGUUUUGUUUUCCCCAUCUCUGUCCCCAUCUGUCCCCAUGGUUUAGUUUUCUUCAGUUUGCUUUCAGCAGAACUAUAUCCUGCUAUUAACACCUCCCCUGGACCUCUCUCUCUUGUUUACAACCAUGACCAUUUUCUUUACCUUUUGUUCUAUAACACUUGCAAAUGCUGUUUUCGUUCACCCUUUAACCUCCCCCAGACCUUCCAUUGCUGUUAAUAUUGCUCCUUCUCAUCUUUUACUCUGACAUAUAACCAACCACUUU